This is a messenger RNA of Ruditapes philippinarum (Manila clam), 1443 nucleotides long. RefSeq lists its product as uncharacterized. The record is from RefSeq and is a predicted model, not a curated record. The transcript is spliced from 4 exons. The coding region runs from base 1 to 648 and encodes 215 amino acids. NCBI's taxonomy places the organism in Eukaryota, Metazoa, Mollusca, Bivalvia, Venerida, Veneridae.
AUGGCAGAUGAAACGGAACCGCAAAGAAAGAAACAAAAGACUGAAGAGAAAACGACACAAGAUGAACCAGCCGGUAACAGCAACAUGGGUGACUUUAUAAUGAAAGCAGCCAAGAUGAUAUCAGAUAAUAUCGACUCGAACACCAGGGCUGUACGUCAAAAUGAAAAAGCCAUAACUAAGGUCAGCGAAGAACUUGCCAGGAUAGAAAGAAAUUUGACCGCUGCAGGUAAUACCCCACCCACUUUUACUAUUAUUAUAAUAGAGAAGUGGGAAAGCUGGUUUAAUGCAAAUGAUUUCAAUCGUGAUAGAGUUCUCUCAAUGGAUGAUAUUAAACUAUUUGAGAACUAUUACAAAGACCUGGGUUACCUGAGUGACGAACACUUAAAGGAAAUCAAUAAAAGAACGGAUCGAAUAUGGAGGAAAAUAAUUUUAAACAACACGUUGGAAAUCACUAAAGAUGACUUUGUAGAGAUGCUGAAGCAAAAAUAUGAAGCAGACAAAGAAGUAUUUACUGAAAUGAUUCGCGAGUACAUCUCGGAUUGGUGCGAAAUGAUGGACUUGAACGAUGACUAUAUCAUUUCAAAAGAAGAAUUUCUUACUAACGUGUUUGCAUCUCGACACAAUACUAUUGCCGCAGACGAUCUUUAGGCCUGUAAACGGACGUUUUCCUGUUCAAACGAUGAUUAAUUAUUUCAUACGCUCUGCAACGGAUACGAAUGAGUCGACCCCUGACGUUUUUCAAGAUGCAUUAGAUUCUGGUUUUUAAAUAAUGUUUGGUUGUUAUUUCUUAUUACCGAAUUCACGACUACAAAUACCACAACAGGCAUUCGAUCGUGAAAAAACAGUUAUUUUACUUUGUUAUCAUGACAGAUUGUUAAUUUAAUGUAAUAUUAUGUAUAUAUAUUAUAUAUACAUUUCUUGACAGUGUAACCAAAACCGACUGAAUAUUUUAGUGACUGUCUUUUAAAAUCAUAUUUGUUUCAAUAUAACUUUGAAUGUAUAUCACUUAUGAAGCGCAGGUUUUUCUAAAUAAAUCUAUAUGCCUUGGAUGAAUUUGUCUCUUUCAGUGUAAGAGUCUUACAAUCCAUUUUAAAAUGGCAUUACAUGGAAAGUGUUAAAAUUUAUUUUACAAUAUAAGUACAAAGGUGGAGGAAAUGAAAACCUAUUUCUCUUUAAGCACGAUAUUUUGGUCGUAACUUAUAUAUGCAUUGAUAUUUAAAGAUAUACUAUGCUUAUCUUUGAGUGAAAUAAUUUUACCGCAAAAAGUUAUUGAAAUCUAUGAAAAUUUUAGUGAAGAUAUCUAAUUUGAAUAAAAGAAUUUCAAACUAUUAAUGGGACGCUGCAUUCCCCAUUACAGGUCAAAUAAAAUUGGUCCUUUCUAAACAAAAAUCUGCCAGGUUUUUUUUUAUGACACUGUAUACUCAUAUUGUGGCCACCUUUAGU